AUGUUCAAUUCAUCUUAUGGUUCAUCUCGUAUAAUUCCAUUGUCUCGAUCAACAUCAUUCGAAUAUUUCGAUGAUCAAGAUCUAUCUGCAUUACAAUUUCGAAUGUUUAUAGGAGUGCUUAUUUCAUUUUCUAUUAUCAUAUGCCUUGUUAUAAGUGCUAUCAUUUAUUAUGAACUAUUUACUGGAAGUAAAAAUCAACUAACUGAAGAACAUGCUAUACGACUAAAAGAUUUUAAAGAAUUAACAGGAAUGCAUAUUGAAUUAAAUGAUAUUCAAUCAAUUUUAAUGAAUGAAUUUAUUUUACAAGCAUGGAAACGUGAAAAAUAUAGACGAGAAAGACAUAUUUAA
Rotaria socialis is the source of this 348-nucleotide messenger RNA. The record is from the annotation of a GenBank genome assembly. Lineage: Eukaryota; Metazoa; Rotifera; Eurotatoria; Philodinida; Philodinidae.